AUGGCUACGAGCCAUACGCUCGAGGCAAGCUCAUCAAUCAACUCGGAAAACCUUCUGCUGAUCUUUGACGAGCAGUAUAGCAAAAGUUCGCGAGCCAAGUGCCAUGGCCCACCGCCAUGCAAAGGCACGGCCAUCGGCCUUGGGGACUUGCGGUAUGGUAGCAUUUCUCACUCGCUAGAAUACGGAGAGGUGCGUCUAUUAGGAACUAUGCCGUGCACUCUGCCAAGCGCUAACGAAUGGAAAAGAUGGUCCAAUGGAGACACUGGUACGUCUGCCGUGACGACGACGUUUAGGCCCGAAGACCAGCAGAAGAUACGAAACGCGGUCAUUUCCCGACGAAUCGAUCCCUCCGACGUUCCUGAGAGCGCGAAACAA
This is a messenger RNA of Punctularia strigosozonata HHB-11173 SS5, 375 nucleotides long. RefSeq lists its product as uncharacterized. The transcript has 2 exons. The annotation marks the transcript as partial. Lineage: Eukaryota; Fungi; Basidiomycota; Agaricomycetes; Corticiales; Punctulariaceae. The record is from RefSeq and is a predicted model, not a curated record. Gene Ontology annotation, molecular function: zinc ion binding; DNA binding.